CAUGACCAACUUGGCAAUGAAUGGCAUGCAAAACAAUGGUAUGGCGAAGAAUGAAAUAGUUCGAACGCCUUUAUGUCGGAUGAUGUGUUUAUCUAUUUAUUCGCUUUUUGGGGUUUCUUUCCACACUCGAUUGGCCCUUUCAAAUUCCUGUAUCCACAUUGCAUCGAGCUGUGCUCUCUGAUUUCAUCGAAUUUGCAGGAAUUCUGAUUUUUUUGUAAGAUGGAUACGAAUGGAUACUCAAAAGAGGGUCUCCACAGAUGCAUUCUGGUUACUGGAGGUGCUGGAUUCAUCGGAAGCCACACGGUUCUGCAGCUUCUUAAUGAAGGCUAUGUAGUUCAUGUGAUUGAUAAUUUAAAUAAUGCGUCUGAAGAAUCGCUCAGAAGAGUACGGAGAUUGGCCAGUCCGCAGUUUCAACAUAAUCUGAUUUUUUCCCUGGGGGAUCUCUGCAGAAAGGAGGACGUAGAGAAGGUUUUCUCUUUGGCUAAAUUUGAUGCUGUGAUUCAUUUUGCUGGUUUUAAAGCUGUUGGUGAAAGUGUAGAAAAGCCAUUAAAAUAUUACAACAACAAUCUCAUUGGCACACUGAACCUAUUUGAUGUAAUGACAAGACAUGGAUGCAAAAAGAUGGUUUUUUCAUCAUCAACUACUGUCUAUGGUCAACCCAAGGUGAUUCCUUGUGUGGAGGACUUCCAACUUGCUCCAAUCAACCCAUAUGGACGCACCAAAUUUUUUAUUGAAGAAAUCGCUCGCGAUCUUCAGAAAGCAGAUCCUGAGUGGAGAAUUAUUUUGCUCAGAUAUUUUAAUCCAAUUGGAGCUCACCCUAGUGGCCAGAUUGGUGAAGAUCCCAAGGGAAUCCCAACUUGUCUCAUGCCUUUCAUCCAACAAGUGGUUGUUGGUAGACAACCUGUGUUGAAUGUAUAUGGUAAUGAUUAUCCAACAAAGGAUGGCACAGCGGUUCGUGACUACAUUCAUGUUGUGGACUUAGCUGAUGGUCAUAUAUCUGCACUGCAAAAGCUCUUCACAACAGAGGACAUAGGUUGCAGAGCUUACAACUUGGGGACUGGACAUGGUACCUCUGUUCUGGAAUUAGUGGCGGCAUUUGAGAAGGUUUCGGAAAAGAAAAUUCCUAUCAAGAUCUGUUCAAGGCGGCCGGGAGAUGCUACAGCUGUUUAUGCUAAUACAGAGAAGGCUGAGCAUGAAUUGGGUUGGAAGGCCAAAUAUGGGAUAGAAGAAAUGUGUCGCGAUCAGUGGAAUUGGGCAAGACAAAACCCAUGGGGUUACAAUUCUCCAUGAAUUCCUAGAUUGAUGACCAUCUAAAUAUGAAAUACAUCAUCAAAUUGUGUCAAUAUACUCAAGAUCAAAGCGAGGCCUGAAUCAUCUCUAUCUUGGCACUUUUCUUCAAUGGCAGUUUAAAUGUGCACUUACGGUCUAAGCUUUUUAGUCAAGUGGAUAUGGCUUUGUUCAAAGUGGGGUUCUUUCAGAGCAUGUUUAACGCACAUUAAAGAGGGGAUCUCUUCGUUUCCUCUCUUCAUUUUUAGACUGGAGGACUAAAAUAACACCUCCUAAAUCCAUAGAGGAGCCUGGUUUAUUUUAGAGAUAAAAAUUUCUCGUUUUUUACUUCUAUUCUGCAGCAUACUUGUGCUUUUUCAUGCAAUUGUUACAACAGGAAAAUUUCUUUAGCUGUCUAGUUUCAGAAAUGUGUUAGUUCAAAUGUAACGUAUCUUGUUAAUAGGUGACCAAUCAAAGGAAUCCAGGUGUCACAGAUUCAACAAUGUGGUUUGGUUCGUUAUUUUGAAAAAUUCUAGUCAAUAAGCCUUCCUUUAAGCUUUGGAAGUGCUGAAGGGUGUUAACUUAGUAUCUGGUCAUUUUUAAAUAGCAUUUCAUGGUUUGAACUUGGGAUAUCUCCCGAGGACUACCAUGAAUUCCUUCCUAAACCCAAGGGUGGAUUUGUAAGGCUUCUACGCCUCCUUUACCAUGGUUUUCUUUUCUUAUUAAUAAACAAAUAAUUCUUAUGGAUGCAA
Cryptomeria japonica (Japanese cedar) is the source of this 2018-nucleotide messenger RNA. RefSeq names its product bifunctional UDP-glucose 4-epimerase and UDP-xylose 4-epimerase 1. Lineage: Eukaryota; Viridiplantae; Streptophyta; Pinopsida; Cupressales; Cupressaceae. Gene Ontology annotation, cellular component: cytosol. Bases 220 to 1290 code for a protein of 356 amino acids. The transcript has 9 exons. The record is from RefSeq and is a predicted model, not a curated record. Gene Ontology annotation, molecular function: RNA binding; UDP-glucose 4-epimerase activity. Gene Ontology annotation, biological process: galactose metabolic process; rRNA processing.